Molecule: messenger RNA, 1212 nt
Organism: Aureobasidium namibiae CBS 147.97
Lineage: Eukaryota; Fungi; Ascomycota; Dothideomycetes; Dothideales; Saccotheciaceae
Exons: 1
Coding region: 1-1212 (403 amino acids)
Biological process (GO): phospholipid transport; mitochondrion organization
Cellular component (GO): ERMES complex
Molecular function (GO): lipid binding
Source: RefSeq, a predicted model, not a curated record
AUGUCGAUAGACAUCAACUGGGACACUCUCACCACGGGCUCUGAUGGCGAAGCGCUGGCAGAGACUAUCAGGGCGUUCAUCCAUGAUCGCUUCCAACAGAUUGCCCUCCCACGCAUGAUACGCUCUGUCAAGUGCCACGCUUUUGAAUUUGGCAAUGUCGCUCCAACAAUCGAGCUCAAAGACGUCUGUGAUCCAUUACCGGACUUCUACGAAAACGACGCCGACGAUAGUCAAGAAGACGACGAGACGCCCGGCCAGAUUGACGAGAGCCAGCACAGUGCUGCAACUCCCAGGGUCGAUGAGACGCGUCCUCACCAUCAACACAACGCAUCCUUGAGCCGUGAUGAAUUCCACAAUCCUCGAUUGACAAGUUCUCGAGAGCACAUGGGAAACCCAAUUCUCUCAAGAACAGCUACGCCAGGAGUCUUAGGAGGCACGUCGAACUUGGGCUAUUUCCACUUGCCACUAUCGGCAGGACUUUCAGGUACCACGACCCCAUUGGCCGCUGUGGCCGGCGCACAAUUCCACAAUGCGCGACAUGGCCCCUCACAAUUGGCCCAGUCGCCAGAGAGCAACUACUCUGACAGUGAGCCACGGCACCGCUCAACUUCUUUCGGUUCCCAGACGCCUUCAUCUUCAAAGUCAUCCUCGCGUCCAACCUCAAAACAUAUGGAUUGGCCUGAGAAGUCCUUGCAACACGAUGACCACGACUCCGACACGUCACAUCACGGAGUUGGAGACGAGCAGGAACGUAGCCCCGAGGAUGUCCAGAUGGUCUUUCAUGUGGCAUACUGUGGCGACGUCAAGCUGAGGUUGACUGCUGAAAUUUCGCUGGACUACCCGAUGCCCAGUUUUGUAGGGAUCCCGUUGCAGCUCAACAUCACCGGUCUGACAUUCGAUGGUGUCGGAAUAUUGGCUUAUAUCAAGAAAAAGGCACACUUUUGUUUCCUUUGUCAGGAGGAUGCCGAGUCCUUGGUCGGUGGAUCGUUGACAGGCGAGCAUGAGGAGCACAGCACCAACUCAUCGCAGGGCUCACGCAAGCUGGGAGCUCUCUUGGAAGAGAUCAAAGUUGAAAGUGAGAUUGGUCAACGCGAGGGAGGAAAGCAAGUUCUCAAGAAUGUGGGGAAGGUGGAGAAAUUUGUCCUCGAACAGGUGCGCCGCAUCUUUGAUGACGAGUUUGUGUAUCCCAGCUUCUGGACCUUCUUGGUAUGA